AUGGUCCUUCGAGCCGGAUCCCGCAGCACCGCCCGCGGACUCCAGUCCGGCGAGCCGACGAUAUCCGAACAGAUGUCCUUACAGAGUGGAGUUUUAACAAAGACGGCCAAAACAACACCGGGCCUGCACGAACGAGUGAAGAUCUUGAAACAAAAACUAACGGAUAAAAUCAAACAAAAACAAAGGACCCAAUUAAUUUCGCCCAUAAACGAAGAAGUGACAUUCGAUGAGAAUUACGAAUACGUCGAUAUUGAAUCAAUACCGAUCACACCAAUAAUGGACAACAACGAUCGAAAAAGGAAUGGCAAAUUUAAACUUCCGGAAAUUAAAACAACCACUGCAAUGCCGGUCAAGAUUCCCAGCAAUUCAGAUCUGAUAAGUGAAUCAGUUAAACCUUUAAGGACGCGAACAAAGAAAUAUAAAGCGCAGACAGCAAUAGAUAUAUUCUAUAGGAGAAAGGUACCGAGCAAUAUUAGAGAUGUACCGAUACAAUGGAUGCAGUGUCAAGAUCUGGUGACGCCAUAUUUGGUCGGCCAUAAGAAGGAGUUAGGCUCGCCGAAAUCUGUCAAAAUUGAUGAUCCGACGGUUAUGAGGCUCAUACAACUGAUUAGCGUCAAUACAACUGGUCAUACAAAGGAAGAUAUCUUUUCCAUAUUGUUUCAAAUUAGUAAUUUGCAAUUACGCUUUUUCCAAUGGGACAUCACUGCUAUCAAAACAUUGUUGAACACGAUAAUAAAUGAGAAGAGGCACUCCUUUAGAAGUUUGAAAUAUGGGCUAAAAGCACUUUUUAAGAGUUGGCACUUGGAUUUAAGAAAUUCGAGUAAUAUUUUAAAACAGUCACGAAUAUUUCGUCCGCCGUGUGUGACUAUGAAUGGACACGAAGGAUCAACCAGAACAUCUAAAUAUAUAAGAUACACAAAACCCAAACCUCAGUAAUCGACAUGUGCCGAGUUGGAUUCGGACCCAUGCCUAGACUGAUGUUAAG
Molecule: messenger RNA, 985 nt
Organism: Achroia grisella
Lineage: Eukaryota; Metazoa; Arthropoda; Insecta; Lepidoptera; Pyralidae
Exons: 5
Coding region: 1-936 (311 amino acids)
Source: RefSeq, a predicted model, not a curated record